Messenger RNA from Spirodela intermedia, 5015 nucleotides. Lineage: Eukaryota; Viridiplantae; Streptophyta; Magnoliopsida; Alismatales; Araceae. The record is from the annotation of a GenBank genome assembly.
AUGGAUAUGGAGCGGGGAGGCUCCGCCGGCGAGCACGAGGCGGAGCAUGGUGGCGAGAAGGAGGAGGAGGUAUGGCGGAGCCGAAAUAUAUAUAUUUCUUCUCCUCCCAUGGUGACUAUCGUCCUCGAACUUUGUAACUGUCCCCUCCGGGUUUGGCUUCUUGUGGUGGCAAUUCUUUCCAUUUCUUUUCUCUCUCACUUGUCAAUCGAGAGGCGGAGAUGAAUCUCUUGACAGUUUGACGAUGACUCCCGCCUUACUGGCCAAUUUUUCAACCCAUUGUCGAGACAUUUUGCGUCUCCUUCGUCUCUCUGAGGCCACUCUUUCAGUAGGCCUCCGGAUUCUGGUUCUGAAAAUCUUCAUCACAUAAUCUUGUCCAGGGCCGGUGGCACGGUGUCUUCAACGAUUGUGUGCUCGCUUACAAGACCCUUGGGAUCGUCUUUGGUGGGCUUGUGACCUCUCCGCUCUACGUCUAUCCAUCCAUGAACUUGAAUUCCCCAACGAAGGAUGAUUAUCUGGCGAUUUACAGCAUAAUGUUUUGGACUCUCACCUUGAUCGGGGUCAUCAAGUAUGUCUGCAUCGCACUCAGUGCAGACGAUCAUGGUGAAGGUAAAUAGGGGCGUUUAUUUCUCUGCAUGUAGAAUGCGUUACUGUCUCUGGUUUUUUCUUUUUUCCUUUUAGUUUUUGGGACAAUUUUAGCUUGAAAUAGGGAUGCUCGGAUCAAAUGCAAUGUUCCUUUGGAACUUAGUUUUUUUUCUUGUUGGUUUUAUGAGUCUGUUUUUUAGUUCUUGGCUCUCUUCCAUUGAAACUACUACUAACUGCUUUACCAACUCAUCCAGGAUUUUAAAUAUAAAUACGAAAUACUUGGUUUUUGAUCCUGUCAAGAUUACUGGAACAGGCUUCUGCAUGUUUGAGCACGGGUUUUUGGGUAUCUUGCCAGCCAUUCCCAUGUGAAAUUCAGGCACUGAAGCUUUUUUGUGGUCAUUGCCUGAUACUUUUGACCAUUGUCUGAUUAUUCUUGCCUUCAUCGCUUCUCUGAACUAGAAUUGUAGAUUUUUGUCACAUCCUUGGUCUGUGGGCCAUUAUAUCCCUGAGAAAUAGAAACCACAGCCUUGGUGAUCAGCUUCCUCUUAAGGAAAAAAUGCAUCAAUUGUUGGUAUGUCGCUGUUCGAAGCAUCUAAGGGUUUUGGUAGGACGGCUUUGAUUUUGAUAGUGGGAAUUCGAAUUGAUGCCAUUUUUAAGUAUAUUACAAAGCCCGUAAUAAAAUGUCCCCAAGAACUUUUUAUGUUAUAAUCCUGGAAUUCUCGAGAAAUAGAAAGAAUAAUUAAACUUUGUAAAAUAUUUUCAAACAGCUUAUUUAGAAGGUUUUCUGGCCCUCUGCGCUGCGGCACAUAUGGGAACGACCUGAAUUUUUUUUCCCUCAAGAAUAUACUCUGUCAAUUUUAAUCAGAUCCUUCACGAGGCACUCAACCACUGUGAGCCUACAUGAGCCAAUAAACCAGGUUUCAUCGCCUCAAACAAGAACAGAUAGUUUGUUUCUAUUAGCCAUGGUACUAGAACGGCCAGUUUCUUUCAAUAUUCUGCAGUACGAGGAUUGGCCAAUUUCUUUUUAUUUUAUCCCUUUAGUGUAAAAAACCGACCAGCCAGGUGCUUUCUCUUGGUCAAAAAUGGCAGACCCAUUCCAGACCAACAAGAUGAUCUGAUUAGACAGAAAUUCAGCACUUAGUGUCAAAUGAGACCAUCUUUUCCUUGACCUAAAUGGAGAGUUGAUGCCGAGAAUCAUGACUGUCAAGCUUGUAUCUCUCUUUAUAUACCAGAUGAUAUGCAUCCAGGAGCCGAAAUAUGAGGAUAAGGUCCUGUAACAGUAAAACGUUGAUGCAAAUAUGAGGAGGCAGAUCUUUGGAUGCAGUUUACUUAAAAUAUAAUGUAUGAUCGACGCAUAGACAACUGAGAAAUGAAUAAAUCAGGCACUCUGUCCUAUAGCAAUGACUGUGGAGGAAGAGUAUUUAUAGCAAUGUUGUUAGCCUGUUUCCUCUUUCUUUUCUGAUGAGUCCAGUUCCUCGAUUUCAUCGAGAGCUUAUCAUCUGUCUCGCUCAGUAAGAUUGGGGAAAAACAACCAGCUGGAGUAUUGAUGACACUUAAUAAAAUAAUUAAUUAGUAUCCUUUCUAAGCACAACAACCUAAAGUUUUGAGGAUUCAGAUCAUGAAGCAAUUGUGGAUGAAACAUGAACGCCGUGUGAUUACUGAAGAAUGGUUUUUAAAGUGGUACCACCCUGAAAUGAAAGGACCCGAAAUUCGAAAAUCAUACUAACUCUGACUUUUGAUUCCUCUCCUUAAUUGCCAGAUUAUCCCAGAAGAUGUGUCCACUUACAUGUUGUUCUGUUCUCCAUGCUCUUUCAGGAAGAUCUUCAGUUUCUGAGCAACCAUCUAAAUAAUUCAAACAUUAAAGUGAGCUUUUAAUUUUUUUUUUCUCCUCGAGCCCAUUUGUUCUUUCACAUUAUGGUCUCUCUCUCAGGAACUCAAAUCUGCUUCAUGAGAUUGAUCAUAUUUCUCCACUCAUUUCUUUUGGAUCCAUUUUUGGUGAUGCUCGAAGCUGCAUUUCCCCAUUUCCACAUGAAAUGAUGAAUCCCAUGUGAUCAGUGGUGACGCAGCCCACUUCGUUUUCUUUCUAUGAGAAGCAUCUUCGUUAGCAGCAACAGUGUGUGUUUGACACAAGAUGGGCGGCAUGUCGUCUUGCAGGAGGAACUUUCGCCUUGUAUUCACUUCUGUGUCGGCAUGCCGACGUUGGGAUCCUUCCCUCAAGAGAAGGCGACGUGAUGAGAAGCGUCUCGAGCAGCUCGAGCAUCGAAAAACCCAGCAAAGUCGGCAAGUUCUUUGAGCAAAGCUUGAUUGCUCGCCGACUACUGCUAUUCGUGGCAAUAUCAGGCGUUUGCAUGCUGAUCGGCGAUGGGAUACUCACGCCUGCUAUUUCGGGUUCGUAUCGCUCAAACCAUUGUUUCUGCCCAUGAUAAUAUCAUCCUCCGCUAGAUUCUCACGUGUCCCAUGAAUGGUUCAGUUCUAUCGGCGAUGGAUGGCUUGAGGGGUCCCCUUCCUUCCGUCAGUAAGUGUAAGCGUUCUUGUCAAGUAGGCUGAUUUCCUCUCAGAAGCCCAACACCUUGCAGCAUUCUCAUCGGAAGUUCUCCGUUUCGCAGCCAUUGUGGAGGCGCUUUCUGCAGUCAUCCUGGUGCUCCUGUUCAUGCUACAGAAGCACGGGACUUCCCGUGUCAGCUUCCUCUUCUCACCGAUCAUGGCGGCCUGGACCUUCACCACUCCCCUCAUCGGCGUCUAUUCUAUCGUGCACUACGAGCCGACCGUGUUCAGAGCCCUGUCGCCGCAUUACAUCGUCCUUUUCUUCCGCGCAAACGGCAAGGCCGGCUGGCAGCUGCUCAGCGGCGCAGUUCUCUGCAUCACAGGUCCUUUUUUUUCUUUUUUAUUUGAGAAAAACAUAGAUAUGAAGUAGACCCACUAAAUCUUCUGAUUAAAUAUGAUAUUUCAAAGUCAUUUCACGAUUAAUUCAUCAUGAAAAAAUGAUUAGAAGUAAUAUUCCCAGCCAUUUCUUCUCUUCUUUCAGGCGCGGAGGCCAUGUUCGCGGAUCUCGGCCACUUCAACAAGAGAUCGAUCCAGGUUGAUCAUGGAACCCAACCCCUCGCUGCCGAUCAAUCAGAUCCUUCAUUCGUCUGAAAGUUUCUGUUUUUCUCCCUGCAGAUGGCCUUCCUCUUCGCCAUAUACCCCUCUCUGGUGCUCACCUACGCCGGGCAGACUGCGUAUCUGAUCAACAAUCCGGGGAAUCACGGCGACGGAUUCUACAAGUUCGUGCCGAGGGCCGUCUACUGGCCCAUGUUCGUGGUGGCGACGCUCGCGGCCGUCGUCGCCAGCCAGUCGCUGAUAUCCGCCACCUUCUCCGUCAUCAAGCAGUCCGUCUCCCUGGACUACUUCCCCCGGGUGAAGGUGGUGCACACCUCCCCGAACAAGGAGGGCGAGGUCUACUCCCCCGAGGUCAACUACAUCCUCAUGGUCCUCUGCGUCGCCAUCAUCCUCACCUUCGGUGAUGGCCAGGACAUCGGGAACGCCUUCGGUAAACCCUAAAAAGAAAAGAAAAGCCAUCUUCUUCCUCCUACCUUCUCUUCUCUGGUUUUCUCCAUUCAUCGGGCCGUCCUCCUGCAGGGGUUGUGGUGAUAAUGGUGAUGGUGAUCACGACGAUACUGCUGACCCUGGUGAUGCUCAUCGUGUGGAGGACCCCUCUCCCCCUGGUGGUUCUCUUCUUCGCCAUCUUCUCCUCCCUGGAGGCGGCCUACGUGAGCGCCGUCUUCACCAAGAUCCCCGAGGGCGGGUGGCUCCCCUUCUCCAUCUCCGUCAUCCUCGCCUUCAUCAUGUUCGGCUGGUACACCGGCCGCCAGAGGAAGAUGCAGUACGAGAUGAGGAACAAGAUCACCGCCGCCGACCUGGCGGCGCUGCUCUCGUCGGAGCCCCACAUCCAGCGCGUCCCCGGCAUCUGCUUCUUCUACAGCAACAUCCAGGACGGCCUCACCCCUGUUCUCGGGCACUACAUCAAGAACACCCGCUCCCUCCACCAGGUCACCAUCUUCACCACCCUACGCUACUCCCUGGCGGCGAAGGUCCCGCAGAGCGAGAGGGUCGCCAUACGGCCGCUGGGCCCGCCGGGGACUUACAGCUGCAUCAUCCAGUUCGGCUACGCCGAUCCGGGCCUGGAGGGCGGCGAGCUGGUGGCGCGGGUCGUUGACAAGCUCCUGCGGGACCUGCCCAAGGCGGCGGCGCCGCCGGUGGAGGCGGCGAUGCAGGCCGGCGUCGUGCACGUCCGCGGGAAGACGAGGUUCUACGUCGGCAAGGGCACCAGCCUCUACGACCGGAUCAUGUUAGGGUUCUACGAGUUCCUCCACAGCAACUGCAGGUCUGCUCUGCCGGCGAGGGGGGUUCCCCUUCAGCAGAGGAUGGAGGUCGGCAUGCUCUACGAGGCUUGA